AUGCCAAGAUCCAAGCGUUCCAAGCUCAUUACAUUAUCUCAAACGGAUAAGAAGGGAAGAGAAAACAAGACCAGAAUUUUUGAUGAAGUCAGAGAAGCUUUAGAUGAAUUUCAAUUUGUGUGGGUUUUGCAAUUAGAUGAUGUUAGGACUCCAGUUUUACAAGAUAUUAGAUCUGACUGGAAAGGAUCUAAGUUGAUCUUAGGUAAGAGAAGAGUUCUCGAGAAGGCACUUGGUGACAACGCAAAUGAAGAAUAUAAAGACAAUUUACACAAAUUAACCAAAUUAUGCACAGGUGUGUCCGGAUUAUUAUUCACCAACGAAGAUGUUGAUACCGUCUCAUCUUACUUCACUUCAUACUCCAAGGCCGACUAUUCCAGAGCCAAAUCUAAGGCACCAAUUGACUUCACUAUCCCAGAAGGUAUAGUAUAUUCUAGAGGUGGUCAAAUUCCUCUCGAAGAAGAUGUCCCAAUGUCCCAUUCUUUGGAAGAGACCAUGAGAAACAAAUUUAAGGUCCCUACUAAAAUUAAGGCAGGUAAGAUCACUAUCGCAGAACCAUACGUAGUAUGUAGAAAGGGUGACAACUUAGAUGUAAGACAGGCAUUGAUAUUGAAGCAAUUUGGUGUUGCUGCAUCUGAAUUCAAAGUUAACAUGGUUGCUUACUACAAUAACGAGUCAUCUGAAGUUGUCAAGCUCUAA
Messenger RNA from Dujonia railenensis, 696 nucleotides. The record is from the annotation of a GenBank genome assembly. Lineage: Eukaryota; Fungi; Ascomycota; Pichiomycetes; Serinales; Debaryomycetaceae.